AUGACAGUCACGAAUCACGAUCCCUCGUCGCACAUCAGCCGUGGCCCGAUUUUACCACAUGUUGCAUCAUCUUUCGAGUGGGCUUCAUCGAACAUCGGGUCUUCAAGAUGAGCGGCUGGCCACCGACAAAUCUUGAUGCAUCGCUCCUGCACGCGGAAGAAUGGUCCUUCCUGGCUGAAGGGGGACAAAACCUGCUUCUCCGUUACACUGGCCCUAUCGCAUCCAGCCCUCAACAGCUUUCAUCUUCAGUCGGUUCCCCUUUCUUGGGAGAGGAAGGAGCGCUAGCUUUGCGCGUGAAAAAGCAAAAGCUCAAAUCAGGGAAGAAUGGCAAGCCGCAGACGCCUCAAAUCGAUAGCCAAGCAUUUCAGAGCAAGGUCAUUGUUCCCCUGCUUGGGCUGUCAGAUGUACUACCUGCCAGCAUUCCCAUCGAGCUGCCUUGCUACGAAACAGCUGACAUACAUGCACAGGGACAUCCUUUCGUAGAAGCCAUUGCUCGUCGUAUAGAAGAAUCCAGGCCGGAGCGGAGGAGACUGAUCGAUGAGAUCGAUCCCUCCGCAUCUCUCAUCUGGGCUGUUGAGGACUUGACUUCAAGCGGACAUGCCGUCACAGCAUCGAGAGCUGUUCCAAGGCGAGUACUUGCAGUCGAGAUCAAGCCCAAAUGGCUCUUUCUACCGGCGUUAGUGGAAGCAACCGACAGGGAGGUAAAGGCCACAUUUGACUUCAAGAAGAACAUAUCCCGCUACAAAAUGCAUCGCAUACAUCGAGAUCCGAGUCUGUCACUAGCAGAAUGGCAGCAGCUUUACGACCCACUUGAUCUCGCUAGUCGGGAUCCCGCUCGCACACGACAUGCUCUUGAAGCACUCUGGAACGAAUGGAGACGCACAUCGGAUGCAAUUCCUACAGCUGGCAACGAAAGUGACGAUAUUAACGGUAUGGAUAACGGGGAUGCUGUUGCUUCCUCUGCUUCAACCCAGCAACACAUGAACAACAAUCUUCGAGUGUACUUGAACGGAAACUUUCUCUGCGGCGAGCAAUGGGCCGAGCUUACGGAAUUUCUGUCUGUCGAAUUAUCCGAAGAUCACGUCAAGCAGGCCUUCCUCGAUCUCCUGCUCUCACACCUGCAUGCAUCGCCUUUAUUGGAACGCCUGGCUGUAUGUCAAUCUGCGGCGGACAUUCAGCUACUAGGCCAAGGUUGGAGCGACCUGGAGCGAUCCGAGCCUGUCAGCGAUGUGGGAGCCUCCUCUGCCGCGCCUUUCCAGCUCAAGGACGGGAGUUCAUCUGCCGCUGCUACCAUCAUGAAGGAGCCCACUCUGCAGGAGCUCAUCGAAGCGGUCAUGAUAGCACCUGGAGCACAAAGCAACAGGGCCGCCAGACUCUUGGCGAAAAGUCACCGCGCUGAGAUUCUUCAGUACGUUGUCAGUGCGACAUUCAAAGACUGUUCUAUGUUCUUGCGAUUCAUACGAAACUCCGAGCACGACGGGCCCGAAUGUUCCAUCAGGCUGAUCGACUUGGAUCCCAAGCCAGUCGGCAGCAUGUACAAGUGGUGGAAGAUUGACCAGGAGAUCGUAGAGAGCUUCAAGGCUUGGGUCGAAAAGAAUAGAUUGGACUGGGACAAGAGCACCACGCCGUGGAAACUGGUACAGAAGACAUAAGUAUUGUAAAGUAUUUCAUCAUCGUCUUCUUCCUAAGACAUUGAUUCGGUAGCAUACACUAGAAACUAUGUAUUUUUGCUGGUUAUCACGG
Tilletiaria anomala UBC 951 is the source of this 1743-nucleotide messenger RNA. RefSeq lists its product as uncharacterized. Gene Ontology annotation, biological process: inositol phosphate biosynthetic process. The record is from RefSeq and is a predicted model, not a curated record. Gene Ontology annotation, cellular component: nucleus. The transcript has 2 exons. Gene Ontology annotation, molecular function: ATP binding; inositol-1,3,4,5,6-pentakisphosphate 2-kinase activity. Lineage: Eukaryota; Fungi; Basidiomycota; Exobasidiomycetes; Georgefischeriales; Tilletiariaceae. Bases 108 to 1652 code for a protein of 514 amino acids.